Molecule: messenger RNA, 1920 nt
Organism: Lachancea lanzarotensis
Lineage: Eukaryota; Fungi; Ascomycota; Saccharomycetes; Saccharomycetales; Saccharomycetaceae
Gene: LSG1
Product: LALA0S13e03048g1_1
Exons: 1
Coding region: 1-1920 (639 amino acids)
Biological process (GO): ribosomal subunit export from nucleus
Cellular component (GO): cytosol
Molecular function (GO): GTPase activity; GTP binding
Source: RefSeq, a predicted model, not a curated record
AUGCCGCCAAAGGAAUCAACUAAGAAAUGGAAACCACCAAAAGGUCCUAAGCCCAUUCACCGUAAAAACAAAAACACUAUUGGGCUAGGUAGAGCAAUCCAAAGUGCUCGUGCAAAGGAAAACGAAGUACAGAUAUUACCAGACGGUGAACUUCGUUUCGCUACUGACAAACAUGAAGCUAACUGGGUAAAGCUAAGUUCUGUUACUCAGGAAUCUGCUCUGGACGAGUUUUUGAAUACAGCAGAACUUGCCGAUAAAGAUUUCGCUGCAGACAGGCACUCUAAUGUCAAGAUCAUCAGAAUGGACGCUGGCAGUGAUUCAAGAUCACAGGGCGUUUCUUUGACCAAUACCCAGAAACAGAAAGUGAAUGAGUUGCAAAGAAGUCAAGCAAAAAACCUUAUUGUUCCCAGAAGGCCCGCGUGGAACCAGAACAUGACUCGUUUGCAAUUAGACAGGCAGGAAAAAGAAGCGUUUUUGAAUUGGAGACGGAAAUUGGCUACCCUGCAAGAAUCCAACGAGGAUCUACUACUUACGCCGUUUGAAAGAAAUAUUGAGGUCUGGAGACAGCUUUGGAGAGUAACCGAAAGGUCUGAUCUGGUAGUACAAAUUGUGGAUGCCCGUGAUCCUCUGCUUUUCAGAUCGAGAGAUUUGGAGCUUUCGGUCAAGGAACUGGACGACAGGAAACAGAACCUGCUUUUGAUCAACAAGGCCGACUUGUUGACCAGAAAACAAAGAAUAGUAUGGGCUAAAUACCUUCUUUCGAGAGGCAUAUCGUUUACCUUUUUCUCUGCUGCUAGAGCAAAUGAAAUUUUAGAGAAGCAGAACGAAUUGGGGGACGAUUACAUUCCCAAGGAUGAGGAAGAAGAAGAAAUUUUGGAGGUUGACGGCGAAGCGGUCGACGCCGAAGUUUUGGACAAAAUCCAGAUCCUGAAAAUCGACCAGCUAGAGAAGCUUUUCUUAGAAAAGGCACCCAAAGAGCCUUUAGUCACACCUCUUCCAGGGAAAGAGUCCAUAAUACAGAUUGGUUUGGUCGGCUACCCUAACGUGGGUAAAUCGUCUACAAUCAACGCACUGGUUGGUGCAAAGAAGGUCUCGGUUUCUGCUACACCUGGCAAAACUAAACAUUUUCAAACAAUAAAGCUAUCAGAUCGUGUCAUGCUAUGCGAUUGUCCUGGUCUAGUAUUCCCCAAUUUUGCAUACAAUAAAGGUGAGCUGGUCUGCAACGGUGUAUUACCUAUUGAUCAGCUGCGAGACUAUAUCGGACCCACUAAUCUUGUGGCAGAGAGAAUUCCAAAGUAUUUUAUCGAGGCCACUUAUGGUAUUCACAUCCAGACAAAAUCCGAAGACGAAGGAGGAGAUGGUAUUCCUACAGCUCAAGAAAUUCUUGUCUCUUACGCCAGAGCGCGCGGUUAUAUGACCCAGGGUUUCGGUGCUGCUGACGAGUCUCGUGCCAGCAGAUAUAUCCUGAAAGAUUACGUCAACAGUAAGCUGCUUUACGUUAAUCCUCCACCACAUCUUGAAGAUGAUACACCUUAUUCCAAGGAGGAGUGCGCUGACUUCAAUAAGGAGCUGUACACCUUUCAAAAGCUUCCAGAAUCCAGACAGGAGCAAUUGGCUGAUGCGGCUAAGCACAGGAAUAUCGAAGGAUUUGAUUUAGCUCGCGAUUUAAGCAAGCUGACGUUUUCCGCACAUAUCGGACAGGGGGCGGACGGACAAGAAGCUAGAUCAGUCAACCAUGGCGGAAAACAGGCAGCCCUUCACAAUGCUGCUCAAGAUCUAGACGACGAUUUUUUCAAGCUUAAUAGUGUUCGCGGACAUCUAACGUCUCCCUUCCACAAGACAGUUUCCACCAACGAAAACGGGAAGAGACACAACAAGAAAAACAAGAAAAGCAAAAAGAAGUCACCAGCACAAGACUGA